AUGUCCGAAUUGGACGAGUUUAAGGAUUUAAAAGUUGAGCAUCUAUCGGAUUUGGCGGAAAUUUUGAAAAAUCAUUACAACAUCGUUGAUUCAGUCAUUCGGCAACUUCUGAAAAAGGAUGGAAGUGUGUCUGAAACUUCUGGAAAAGUCGAUGAUGUUGUUCCUCAAGUCAAUGAGACUCUAUCGGCAUAUGAUAAGUACUUGUUGAAGCAUUCUCAAAAAACUCCAGAACCUUCACCCAUGAGUACUCAAGUGGAAGAAGU
This is a messenger RNA of Caenorhabditis briggsae, 263 nucleotides long. The annotation marks the transcript as partial. The record is from RefSeq and is a predicted model, not a curated record. Lineage: Eukaryota; Metazoa; Nematoda; Chromadorea; Rhabditida; Rhabditidae. The transcript has 3 exons.